AUUUUUUUUUUUUUUGAAAUGCGAAAUGUUAAUUUUUCAAAGUGUUGAAAUGUUUUAACAAGAGCCCGACUCCUAAUGACAGGACAAUUUAUAAUACAAACAAGCCAGAUUACAUCGUAAUCAAGCUGACUUAAAAGCAAAUAAAAAAACAGGGCUACCAUAUUGGCCUGCUUUUUUUAUUAUUUUUUAUUUAUUUAUUUAUUUUGUUGUUAUAUCUAAAUAUAAAUUUCUACACUGGUUAGUCUUGCCAACCAAGAAUAAAGAAAGUAGAUUCCUCCAAAUAGAUGGGACAAGAAAGUUCAAACCUGAUUAAAAAAUUGGGGAAGUAAAAUGACAUUUAAGCUUAAACAUGGCCUUGGUUAUUAACUUAUUAUUGAUUUCUUGCUCUUACAAAAUCUUUCAAGUGCAAAAAGAAAACCCAAAUGGCAAUUGGCUUCAGUUAUUGGCAAGACAGAAGGAACUUCGUUAUUCAUGUAUUGGAAAGCAAAUGGUUCAUGGUGUUUGGCACACUCUUGAUCAUGAGCGCCAAUGGCUCUGGUUACAUGUUUGGUUUAUACUCAAAUGACAUCAAAUCAAAAUUGGGUUACGACCAAAGCACCCUGAAUUUGAUAAGCUUCUUCAAAGACUUGGGUGGAAAUCUGGGAAUCUUGGCAGGGCUAAUCAACGAGGUGUCACCACCUUGGGUGGUGCUGUCAAUUGGUGCAGCCAUGAACUUCUUUGGCUACCUCAUGAUAUGGACUGCCAUCACUAAUAGAGUGCCAAAACCUCAUGUUUGGCAAAUGUGUCUUUACAUCUGCAUUGGCGCAAAUUCAUUGUCUUUUCCUAACACCGCCGCAUUAGUUGCCUGCGUGAAGAAUUUCCCAGAAAACCGAGGCAGUGUUAUAGGCCUCUUGAAGGGAUUGAUUGGUCUAAGUGGUGCCAUCUUGACACAGGUCUAUCAUGCCAUUUAUGGAAAUGAUUCCAAGGCUCUUGUCUUGUUCAUUGCUUGGCUUCCGCCUGUUGUUUCUUUGGUUUUUCUUCGAACAAUUCGAAUCAUGAAUACCAUUAGGCAACCAAAUGAGCUGAGAGUCUUUUGUAACUUCCUAUAUAUAUCACUUGGUGUAGCCGGAUCUCUCAUGACCAUAAUUAUUAUACAAAACAGCUUACAUUUCAACAGACCCCAGUAUGCUGCAAGUGCUUCUGUUAUUUUGGUUCUACUCUUUUUCUCAUUGUUUGUUGUCAUUAAUGAAGAACUAAAGUCCUGGAAGCUCAAAAAGCAAGCCUUAAAAGAAACUUCCCAAGACUUUCCAAUAUCAGAACAAUUGCCAGUUAUUGCUGAAAAUCCACUGACCCCCGAGCCACAUCCAGUUGCAAACCGAGUUAUGACAAGUUCAGUUAAAACAUACUUAAGUUGGAUGAAAACCAUUUUCAAUGCACCAGAUAGAGGUGAAGACUAUACCAUACUCCAGGCCGCGUUAAGCAUCGACAUGGUAAUUCUCUUUAUUGCCACAACAUGUGGGGCUGGAGGGGCAUUGACAUUAAUUGAUAAUUUGGGUCAGAUAGGAAGCUCCUUAGGGUAUCCUAAACAUAGCAUAGCGACAUUUAUAUCUCUCAUUAGCAUAUGGAAUUUUCUCGGACGAGUCGUGGCAGGCUUUACUUCUGAAAUUUUCUUAACAAAGUACAAGCUCCCUCGCCCUAUAUUGCUUGCCAUAGUGAUGCUUCUCUCUUGUGUUGGUCAUCUCCUCGUAGCCUUCUCUGUCUCACAUUCUCUUUACUUUGCAUCAGUAAUCAAUGGCUUUUGCUAUGGAGCACAACUAUCAUUGUUGUUUGCAAUCAUAUCCGAACUCUUUGGCCUCAAAUACUACUCAACUCUUUACAAUGUUGGAGCACUUUCGAGCCCCCUCGGCUCUUAUAUUCUCAAUGUGAGGGUGGCUGGUCGCUUGUAUGAUAAAGAGGCUCUAAUGCAAAUGAAAGCCCUAGGCAUUGUGAGGAAAGCUGAAGAGGAAUUGACUUGUAAUGGUGGUAAGUGUUACAGGACGGCUUUCAUAGUAAUCACAGCUGUGACAUUGUUUGGCUCCCUUGUUUCAUUCAUUUUGGUGUUUCGAACAAGAAAGUUUUACCAGAGUGAUAUCUACAAGAAGUUUAGGGAAGAAGAAACAGCUAUGACUCAGAUCACACCUAAUUGAAACCAUAACAGAAUAACAGAAAUAGAAAAUGUUGCAGCUGUAAGUACUGGUGUUACUCCCACUGUACUAAACCACCAGAAACAGAACCAUCAUAGAAAUAUCUCUGUAAUAAAAAAGAAAGAUAUUUGGCAAUGUGUGAAAACAAAUUUGGCAUAUGAGAAUGUCCUUAGCAAUCUAUUCUUCUGUAAGAUCACUAUAGUAACUGUUACCCAGGAAUUGCUCCUAAUCGUUAAUUUCCAAGGAAAAACUACCACUGAAAGUAGCGGCUGAAUCCCAGAUGUAAGACUCAAUAAGAAUUGCAACUAAAGGGAGUUAAAAGAAAGAGAUAUCUUGUGCUGUUUUGCACCAAUAAUCACAACCAAAACUUGGUAACAUCUUGGAGUAAACAGCAGUCCAAUUAACAAACGGCUCAACUGUAAAAGAUCAAAGAUUCUAUAACAAAACAUAAAUAACCAUCAAUAGACAUUAUGUACUUUCUUCUUUUCAUAUCUGCCUUGUGAAAACUUAUAGAAAGCAUCUCAGACAUUAUCCAUUUUUGGUUCCAUGCCCACUAGCAUAGGAGUUAACUGAAGAAAGAAUCAGCCAUAAUAUAUCCGAAAUGAGUUCCAGACAUCAAGUUCCACACCAUUAGAAGUUCCAUACUUAUAUAUUUAAGAAAAACUAAGUUAACAUAGCAACUAGCUACAAAUGCCUCCAUCACACGGUCACAGAUCAGAAACUGAACGCUGGUGUAAACAUAAACACAUUCUACAAAUAAAACUAACAAAAUUGUCUCAGUAUGGAUCAUAUGAUGAUAGAUGAUCUCCCCUCCUAGGACGAUCAUAAGGACCUGCCUUUUCUCUAUAGCCUCCCCUGCCAUAAGGCACAUGACGAUCUGGCCCUCCACUUCCAUUCCUGUCACCACCAGUUCUUGGAUCUCCAUCUCUGAAGUAGCCUCUGCCUCUACCAUACUCAUUUUGGAGCUCUCGGUCAACAAAGGUGUCACGAGCAGGUGCAUACCUUUCACUGUACCUAUCACUGACAUAACGAUCCUGGCUUUCAUACCUGCUUUCUCUACCAUCAAAACGAUCCCUAUCUCCAUAACGUCCUCGGCUGAAUCGAUUAUCAAAAUGGUCUGUCCUGAAACGAUCUCCACGACCACCACCACCACCACUACCUCUGCCAGAACCAAACUGGGAUGAGAAACGUCCCCCAACAUCCCCACCCAAAGGGCACUCACGAGCAAAAUGUCCAGGACGACCACACUUGAAGCAAUCAGAACCAGAGCCAGAACGGCCUCCUGGUCUUCUCCCACCAGGAACAUAGUCCCUGUCAUAUUCCAAACCAGCAUCAACAUCACCCAACUUUGGCUUUGCCUUGUUCACUGAUAUAACCCGACCAUCUAACUCCCGGCCAUUCAUAUCACUGAUUGCAUCACCCAUAGCUCGAUGAUCAGCAAAAGUUACGAAUCCAAACCCACGAGGGCGACCAGUCUCUCUGUCAGCCACAACC
This is a messenger RNA of Cannabis sativa, 3656 nucleotides long. Its product is annotated as protein NUCLEAR FUSION DEFECTIVE 4. Gene Ontology annotation, molecular function: transmembrane transporter activity. Gene Ontology annotation, biological process: transmembrane transport. Gene Ontology annotation, cellular component: membrane. The transcript has a single exon. The coding region runs from base 423 to 2165 and encodes 580 amino acids. Lineage: Eukaryota; Viridiplantae; Streptophyta; Magnoliopsida; Rosales; Cannabaceae. The record is from RefSeq and is a predicted model, not a curated record.